This is a messenger RNA of Nilaparvata lugens (brown planthopper), 1087 nucleotides long. Its product is annotated as protein outspread-like. The record is from RefSeq and is a predicted model, not a curated record. Bases 480 to 1058 code for a protein of 192 amino acids. Lineage: Eukaryota; Metazoa; Arthropoda; Insecta; Hemiptera; Delphacidae. The transcript has 5 exons. Gene Ontology annotation, cellular component: actin cytoskeleton. Gene Ontology annotation, biological process: actin filament organization. Gene Ontology annotation, molecular function: actin filament binding.
AUGUGUCAAGAGAUAGCGCAGGUGUGCAGUCAGCGAAGCGUGGCAGCCAUCUUGUUUUGAUACUGCAUGCGUUCGUGUUAUUUUCGAGUUUCUUCCAGUCUGUCUUCUGAGUUUGUGUCGGAUACUUGCUGUAAACACUUCUCGGUCGUCGUUGUACUUUCGUCGUGUACAAUAUUCCAUGUUGUUAUUUUAUUCGUGUAACAACAAAACAAAUUGGAUUAUGUGCCAUAAAUUAACGCUGCGUGUCGUGUGCGGACAAAAUUCAAUGGAUAAUUUAAACGUCGCCUCACGAUGAUUACUUGAACUCGGUAGACCCAGUUCGACAGUCAACGUUUGCUAGUUCGGGUUUGCCAGUUUUUAGUAGUUUUCAGUGUUGUUUAUUGUAAAUUUUGAACCUGUAAAUAUUGUUCGUUGUGCUUCAUGAUUGUGUGUUGCUAAUCGUUGUGUGGUAAUAUCGGAUAAUACAGUUUUCAUUCACCAUGUCAAGUCCUCUUGUAAGGUCUGGUGAAUGUAGAAAAUUUGCUCCAAACAUCUUCAACAAAACAAAGUGCACAAAUUGUUUUCGUCAAAAGGAGGAGCACAGUGCUGAGGCUCUGGAAAGCAAUAGGGCUAGCAGAAAAAUAGCAAAAUGUGGCUAUUUAUUUGUGGCUCCAGGAUGGGAUUUUACCGUACCGCUCAACAGAACUAAGCGAUGGCAACGGCGGUGGUUCGUGCUGUAUGAUGAUGGAGAGCUCACCUACUCGUUAGACGAACAUCCGGAAACAGUGCCACAAUGCAGCAUCGACAUGAACAAGGUGGUGGAGGUGGCUGAUGGAGAGGAGCUGACUGGCAACGCGUUUAGUCUGCUGAUCCGCACAGCUGAGGACACGUGUCACUUUGUCAAAGGCACGUGUCGCGAGGAGGCGCGCUGGUGGGCUGACGUCCUCUCUGUCUUUCCAAGGUCAAAGGGAAGACACAAAAGGAAUGCUACCUUUCCUGGCAGUCAAACAUCUCUGUCAAGUGCGUCCAUAAUCCAGUCACCAGUCAGAGGUAUUUUUUCAAAACAAACAGAAUUUUAAUACGUAUAUAUUUUUCAUUUUUUGGGACA